Peronospora farinosa is the source of this 2742-nucleotide messenger RNA. Lineage: Eukaryota; Oomycota; Peronosporomycetes; Peronosporales; Peronosporaceae. The record is from the annotation of a GenBank genome assembly.
AUGACCAUGAAUGGUCCAGCCGAUAAUGCACUUAGCAGCGCAAACUUCUCGUGUCGCUACCGCAUCUCAUCGGCUCAUUUGCGCUCCCGUCCUUGUGGAUCUGGACAGUAUGUGCUCUGUAAUAUUAGUGACAAUCUUUUUGCCGUCUGCCGCAUUGCGCUGAACGCUGUAGAUGCUUUGGCACUUAGUCAACAGAUUCAAAUGAACGCGACCGUCACGCUACGACGUGACACGGAGAUUUUUAACAAGUUGCAGUCGUUUUUACUGAUUCCAAGCAAUAGAAUAAGUGAUAGUGAUACGUUGCAAGAGAAUGAACUAUUGUGGAUCUCACGAAAAGCUGUGCGCGUCGCUGUGGCAGUGACACUGGAACUCGUGCCAUUACUAACGUCUCAGUUGCAAGCUCAACUGCUGCAAAACGCUGAUACGCGCUCUUUACUACGACAGACACUACAACGCAAUGUCGUUGUUUGUACAGAAGCAAGAGUUACGAUUCCGAUGCUGGAGGAUCUCGUGGUGAAGAGUAGAAGCGUAAAGGACGAAGAACCAAAGCUGAUGACGUUCCGUGUCGUCUCGACAUACCCUUGUGGAAUCUUCGCACGAGUGACGUCUGGCACUCGUGUAACGCUGACGAAUCCUAAUGGAUGUAGUCGAACCAUCGAAAAGGAUAGAGCAAGUGGUGACUUGACUCGGACAAUUCCAGAAAUGCAACAGUGCAAGGGAGUGGAGAUAGGAGGCAUGGAUGAUGAGCGAGCUGCUUUACGUGAGCUAAUUUUGUUGCCAGUCGCACAUCCGAGACUGCGCUCGGAUAUGGGGGUGGAGUUUCCAAAGGGUGUGCUACUUUGUGGACCACCAGGUGUGGGCAAGACGCUGCUUGUGCGUUCUGUAGUGUAUGAGUGUCGUCAGGUCAAGGAUACGUCUGGAGCGAUGUUAAAUCUAAAGCUGCAAGUCAUUAAUGGAUCUGAAAUCAUGACCAGCGGACGCGGUGACGCUGAGCGAACUCUUCGUGCAACGUUUGAAAUGGCAGUAGCUCACGCUCGCGGUGCCCAACAAGCUGCCAGUGUCAUCUUUAUUGACGAAUUAGAUGCACUCUGUCCAAAGCGCGAAGCUACUGGAGGGGGUGCGAUGUCAGCACAUAGCCGUAUCGUCGCUCAGCUGCUAACAUUAUUGGACGGUGUAGAAAGUGGUCUCUCGCGUGAGAACGUAGUCAUUGUCGCUGCUACGAACUUACCAAAUUCGAUUGAUCCAGCAUUGCGACGCCCUGGACGAUUUGACCGCGAAAUUUUUGUUUCCCCGCCCAAUGUGGCGUUGCGCAAAAAAAUCUUCAAGGUGCAUCUUAAGCAGACACCUUACGCUCUCAGUAGUGGAUCAUCAGAAAGUGUGGAGCAGCUACGUGACUUCUUCCUCGACAUAUUAGCCGCGAAGUCAGUAGGCUAUGUUGGUGCUGAUAUUGCUGCUCUGUGUCGAGAAGCUGCUAUGGUAGCAUCCACCCGGGAACUUGUAGCGCUAUCUCAUGACCGCGAACUUGAGCAAUGGUGGGCAGACUGGAAGCGGAGGGUAGAGCCUCUCAGUGGUGUCCAGAACUUGUCGACAACACUUAGCUCUGUAGUCGCAGGUCGAGCUUGGCAAGCAAACCCGAUCGCAAUCAUUCCGCUGUGGUUCCUUGCUAAACAGACCAUGAAUCGCGACUCUAACAAGAAUGCAGGAAACAAUCAGCAACGGCUACCACAGCUGGAGUAUUUCCGCUUUUUACUAAAAAGCAGAGAAGAGCAAACUUUUGCUUCUUCGUGUCCCAACGAAGACGAGACGACAGUGGUGCAAACUUUUGAAGUGACCAUGGAGGACUUUGACCAAGCUAUGCAGACCGUCGUACCAUCAGCUCUUCGAGGCGUCAGUGGAUAUACGAAAGACUUUGAACGACAAGGCUGGGACAGUAUCGGUGGUCAGGCAGAGACCAAGCUCGCGUUGCAGCAGGCACUUGAAUGGCCCAUCAAGUUUCCGCAGACUUUCGCCCGUCUUGGAGUCAAACCUUCACGCGGCAUAUUACUUUAUGGUCCACCAGGAUGCAGCAAGAGUUCCAUUGUGCGUGCAGCAGCCCAUUCAAGCGGAGCCACCUUUCUUUCGCUAUCGGCUGCACAGGUAUUCUCGCCGUUCUUUGGUGACGCUGAGGCCGCUGUGCGCCAAGUCUUUCGCGAUGCACGUGCAGCACUUCCUGCAAUUAUCUUUUUUGACGAAAUCGAUGUGAUGGUUGCCAAGCGCGAAUUCGGUGGGUCUGGAAACGGAGAGGGUGGAACUUCCACUGCAAUGCGCGUGCUCUCCACGAUGCUCAAUGAAAUGGAUGGUGUUGAAUCAGCAGAAGGGCUUAUGGUCAUCGGCGCAACUAAUCGGCCAACUUGUAUUGAUGCAGCUCUCAUGCGACCUGGACGGUUUGACCGCAUCCAGUUUGUAGACCUCCCGACAACACUGGACCGCGUUGAUAUCUUACGAAUCCACUCGCGUCCAAUGCCGCUACAUGAUGAUGUCGAUCUGAUUGGUUUGGCAAGCCGCACACCAUAUUUCAGCGGAGCCGAACUUGAGAAUCUCUGCCGUGAGGCAGCGCUGCUAGCUCUUCGCGAAUCCCUGGAUGCCAAAAAUGUUCGCAUGUGCCAUUUCGACAAAGCUCUUCGUUGUGUAACCCCCAUAUCAUCAAAAGAGUCAAUGCGUGACUAUAUCAAGUUCGCUAAAGCAAUGGGUCAUGUAUCAUAG